Molecule: messenger RNA, 3969 nt
Organism: Candidozyma haemuli
Lineage: Eukaryota; Fungi; Ascomycota; Pichiomycetes; Serinales; Metschnikowiaceae
Exons: 3
Coding region: 1-3969 (1322 amino acids)
Biological process (GO): COPII-coated vesicle cargo loading; endoplasmic reticulum to Golgi vesicle-mediated transport; lysyl-tRNA aminoacylation
Cellular component (GO): COPII vesicle coat; endoplasmic reticulum exit site; cytoplasm
Molecular function (GO): lysine-tRNA ligase activity; ATP binding; zinc ion binding
Source: RefSeq, a predicted model, not a curated record
AUGCUUCUAAGAAGCCGUUCACACAUAAGCCGGGCCGCUUUAAGGCUUUCAAAAAGCUCACGAGCGUAUAGUACAGAUGAGGUUGCAAAGUAUGCCCAGAGAAAAAGCAUUGUGGCCCAAAAUCCCAGCCAAUACUACCCACCCAUUGGAUCAACCAGGUCAGAUCGUCCCGUGCUACGAGUUAAUGAAUUCGUCGACAAGUUCCAGACAACCAAUUUUGACGAAUUACCCUUGAAACGUCUUCCCGAUACCGUUCAAUUGGAAGGAAGAGUCACGUCUGUAAGACGAGCAGGCAGGGCGUUGUUUUUCUUAGAUAUCGUCCAGGAUGAUACCGAAGUCCAGAUAUGUGCAUCCAAUAAGCUCUUGGGUGACAUGGAUAAAGAAGAGUUUUCGGAAAUUCAUUCUUCUAUACGAAAGGGAGACCAUAUUUCAUGUGUGGGCUUUCCGUCAGUUACAAACGUUGGCGAGUUAACUCUAAAAGUGAAUACACCUAUCAAAGUCUGCAGCCCAUGUCUCAAUUUGGCAACUUUACCAAACAAGGUACAAGAUAGACUGUUGAUAAACAGUGAUCGGGUGAUGAACUACUUGGUGAACCCAGAGCUGAAGGAGCGUAUCCUUGUCAAGGCUGCCGUCACCCAAGCGAUCAGAAAUUUCCUUAAUGACCGAGACUUCACUGAGGUUAGUACACCUUUAGUAGCAGGCGCUGGUACUGGUGCAAAUGCUGAACCUUUUUACACUGAGCUGAAGGCAAUGCCCGAAGAAAAGUUACAGCUUCGUGUGGCGCCCGAACUAUGGCUCAAGAAACUCGUCAUUGGCGGCUUUGACAAAGUCUUCGAGAUUGGUCCAAACUUUCGUAAUGAAGGUAUAGAUGCUACACAUAAUCCAGAAUUCAUGACUUGCGAAUUCUAUCGUUCCUUUACGUCUUUGGCAGAGUUGAUGAAACUUACGGAGCAAAUAAUCGGGCACAUCUACGAGGAACUUUCCAAAAAGCAGCUCAAUAUUAGGGUUCUUACCAAGACACUUCCGGAACUAGAGCCGUUAAGACUGCCAGAAUAUGACAAAUAUGAAUUCAUACCGACAGUUGAACAACGGACAGGUGUUAGAUUUCCCAGUGAACUUUCUAUCGAGUCGCUUAUGGACUAUCACCGAACCAUUGGCCUUACUCUUCCUGCGACUAAGUCGCCAGCCAGUCUUUUGGAUAACCUUAGCGGAAAUCUCUUAGAAACCAUUUCGUUGAAAAAGCCAAACACGCCUAUUUUUAUCUACAACCAGCCUGCAUUGAUGUCUCCCUUGGCCAAAUCUGCCACUGUUGACUAUGAUGGAAGAAGUUACGAAGUAUCAAUGCGUUUUGAGCUCUUCAUCAACGGUAAAGAGUAUGUCAAUUCCUACGAAGAAGAAAACUCACCAUUUGCUCAAGCAGACAAAUUCCAGCUCCAACAACAGGCAAAAGCCGACUACAACGAUAAGGAGCUGCUUAUCCCCGAUUGGAACUACGUGCAGCUGAUGGAGUACGGUCUUCCUCCUACAGGAGGUUGGGGAUGUGGUAUCGAUAGACUCAGCAUGCUUUUCAGCGGCACGUCAAGAAUCGAAGAUGUUUUAACAUUCGGCGUGCUUAAGGAUGUUAUGGAAUUCGAGGAGAAGGAGGAUAUUGACGGUCUUCGUCUUUCCUGGCACAAUUUGCCGAAAUCAAGACUCCAAAGUCAACAUAACAUUGUUCCCUUGACAGCAUUUUACACUCCAUAUAAUGAUAAAUCGCCAGUUCGUCGGUUGGGUAUUCUGCACAUGCAGCAGUGCCGUCAAUGUCGAGCGAUCUUGAAUCCUUAUGUCACUAUCAAACCCAAUCAGCCUGAGGUUUGGCAUUGCCAGUUCUGUGGAUUUGGAAACAGACUCACAGUUUCCGAAGACGGAAGUUACUCAAGUGCCCUUCUACCUGAAAGCACCACAGUUGAGUAUGCUACUGGCCAGGAUGUGACCGUGGCUUUUGCUCAAUUGAAAGAGUCCAUUCUUCUAUCACUUUCAUACCUUCCGUCACAUGCAUUGGUUGGUAUCGUCACGUUUGGUAAGCACGUACAGCUUCAUGAUUUGCUGGUCCCUAACCGCAGCUACACGUUCAAUGGGUCCAAGGAGUACGAACUCAAAACUAUAGAAACCAUUCUAGGUCUAAACGUGGGUAUGGCGGCCCAACGUCAAAAUGCUCAAUUGAGCUCUGUGGCUCAAAGAUUUUUACAGCCGGUAGAAUUUGCUGAGUAUCAGCUCUCUACCAUCAUUGAUAGAUUACAGAAUAAUGCUUUCCCACAGAUACUGCCAAACCAUAGACCAGAACGUGCCACUGGCUGUGCUGUCAAUGUUAGUACAUUGGUUCUUCAAGCAAUUUUGGGUAAAGGUAAUUCUGCCGGAGGCCACCUUAUGUGCUUCAUUGGAGGUAUUGCAACAUAUGGACCUGCAAAGGUCGUGGGUACGGCCUUGAAAGAGCCCAUAAGAUCACAUCACGAUAUAGAAAAGACUCUGCACACGACUAUACCCAACUUGGCUAAUGGUGUUGCUAAAGUUGAUCUACUGCUAUAUAAACUGGCCAAGGCAUUUUAUGAGAAGAUCGCACGAGCACUUGUCGAUAUGGGCAUUUGCUGUGAUAUAUUUAUUGGCAGUUAUGAUCAGAUUGGGCUUCAUGAAAUGGACGAGAUCUCCACUGCUACAGGUGGUGUAGUCGUCAUGAGUGAUUCAUUUAGCACUGCUAUUUUCAAGCAAAGUUUAAUCAAGUUCCUAAGACGCGAGUCUGCAGACGAAGAAACCGAAGAGUUGGGUAUCGAAAUGGCACUCAAUGCCACAUUGGAAUGCAGAAUUACUUCUGAUCUUCAAAUCCAAGGCCUUAUUGGUCAUGCGACAGCAUUGCCUCUCCGAAAGGACAACACAUUUAUAAAUUCAAGCGUCUCACCGCAAAGCAUUGGCCAAGGAAAUACAAACGCAUGGAAGCUCUGUGGCGUUAAUCCUCAAUCCACCUACGCCAUUUACUUCGAUAAAUUAGAUUCGCCUCAACCAGGGCACGCCUUCAUUCAGUUCAGUUUCCAUUAUCAGCAUCCAUCGGGCGAGAAGAGAUUAAGAGUGACUACUACUCCUUUGGCUGUAAUUGCAGACACCGACCUUGUCAAUAUGGAAGCAGGCUUUGAUCAAGAGGCUGCAUUCAUGUCUAUUGCCAGAAGUUCCAUUGACAAACUACAGACUCAAGUGUUCAACAGCACCAAAACCAUAUAUGACCAUACUGACGUGGUGAAGCACCUCGACAAAAUACUAGUUGAUUUCUGUGCCCGUUUUGGAGUCUAUCAAAAGAAGCAACUCGACAGUUUCUGCUUGUCAAGCAAGUAUUCGUUAUUGCCCCAGUUCAUGUACCAUUUGCGCCGAUCACCGUUUAUUCGCGUGUUUAACAACUCUCCAGAUGAAACGAGCUUCUUGAGGCAUGUGUUUAUGCACGAGGAUGUAAACAACUCCUUGAUCAUGAUCCAGCCUUCGCUCUUGUCUUAUGACAUUGAUACAUUCGGGGCCGAGGAUCCCGAGACAGGAGAACCCAACACUGACCCGGAGGCCGUUUUGCUUGAUUCCAUGUCUUUAGGAGUUACCAAAAUCCUCCUUCUAGACACAUUUUUCCAAAUUCUCAUUUACCACGGUACCACUGUCGCUCAAUGGAGGAAAGCCAACUACCACAACAUGGAAGGCUACGAGCACUUUAAAGAGUUCUUGGAAGCACCAAAAGAAGAGGCUUUGGAAAUCCUCAAGGAUAGAUUCCCCUUACCCCGGUUUAUUGAUUGUGAUGAUGGCGGGUCCCAGGCGCGGUUCCUCAUGGCCAAGCUCAACCCCUCCACAAGCUACCUGACAAACCCUAACCAUAUGUACGGAGGCCAGUUUGACGUCAUGACAGACGACACAAGUCUUCAGCUGUUUAUGAUGCAUAUCCAGAGACUUGCUGUUUCGAGAUAA